AUUGAGCGCACGGUCUUAAGUCGAACUCAUCUAAGGCUUACGACUAACUUUCUUCAGUAAUUAUGUUAAACAUGCUUGAGUAACCUAAACUCUUAUGCGUGGUAUUUUUGGCGGGGUACAUGGUUAGAUUAGACAUUCUCAUCUGUCGUAAACAGCUCUGACCGUACUAAUUGUAAGCACUUUUUACUAAGCGGAAUAUUUUGCAAGCUAGGCUGCCGUGUUUACGAAGGAACAAAUGCCGUUUCAUCGGAGCUGUCUGCCUCGCGGAUGAUUUAGCUGCGUGUUGUUUACAGCUGCUGUUUUGAUUUGUUUUUAAAAGACAGCUGUUUCCUUUCGCUGCACGGCAAGUCGUCUCGCAGCUCUCCUUUCCAUGUGAGAACCAGUGCCAACGCCUUUUCUCGGUCACACGUUUCGCUUUUCAGAAAACUAGGCGAAGGUCGUCGCUGCAUCGCACUUUGUAGUUAUUGUUUCGUUUGUUGGCUGACUUACGCAAAGAAAAGGACGACUGGGAAGUCAAGAUGGGCUGCACGCUAAGCGCAGAAGAUAAGGCUGCGGUGGAGAGGAGCAAAAUGAUUGAUCGGAAUCUGCGGGAAGAUGGAGAGAAAGCAUCCAGAGAAGUAAAACUACUGCUGCUUGGUGCUGGUGAAUCAGGAAAAAGCACAAUAGUCAAGCAGAUGAAAAUCAUCCAUGAAGACGGCUACUCCGAGGAAGAGUGUAAGCAGUACAAGGUGGUGGUGUACAGUAACACCAUCCAGUCUAUCAUUGCCAUCAUUAGAGCCAUGGGUCGUUUAAAGAUUGACUUUGGUGACCCCUCGAGGGCGGAUGACGCGAGGCAGUUGUUUGUGCUAGCCGGGACAGCAGAGGAAGGGGUCAUGACCCCCGACCUGGCUGGGGUCAUCCGUAGACUGUGGAAGGAUGGGGGUGUGCAGAGCUGCUUCACCCGGUCCAGGGAGUACCAACUCAAUGACUCCGCUGCUUAUUAUCUGAAUGAUCUGGAGAGGAUAUCCCAGCAAGGCUACAUGCCCACGCAGCAAGAUGUACUGAGGACUCGUGUGAAGACCACAGGCAUUGUGGAGACCCACUUUACCUUCAAAGAGCUCUAUUUCAAGAUGUUCGACGUGGGUGGCCAGCGGUCAGAGAGGAAGAAGUGGAUCCACUGCUUUGAGGGCGUCACAGCCAUCAUCUUCUGUGUGGCCCUGAGUGACUACGACCUGGUGCUGGCUGAGGAUGAGGAGAUGAACCGUAUGCAUGAGAGCAUGAAGCUGUUUGACAGCAUCUGCAAUAACAAGUGGUUCACAGAUACGUCAAUCAUCCUCUUCCUCAAUAAGAAGGACCUGUUUGAGGAGAAAAUUAAAAAGAGCCCUCUCACAAUCUGCUACCCUGAAUACUCUGGUUCCAACACGUACGAGGAGGCGGCAGCCUACAUCCAGUGCCAGUUUGAGGACCUGAACAGGCGGAAGGACACUAAGGAAAUCUACACCCACUUUACAUGUGCCACGGACACCAAGAAUGUGCAGUUUGUCUUUGAUGCAGUCACUGAUGUCAUCAUCAAGAAUAACCUGAUCGAGUGUGGACUCUACUAAAGUGUGAAGCUUUGUUGCCAAGUGAUUUUGAAUAUGGUGGCAGAAAACGAAGCAGGCCUCACUGGUUGGAUGUCACUGGUGCUGUCUGUAGCGGACUCCGGCUGGCGGGGGGACGUUGACACGAUCCGGACUGCUGCCAUUGCCAAGCUGUGUGUCCACCAUAGUUCUUACUGUGCGUUUUUGGAGCAGCUUUCUCAAACAGCCCACAUUGACAGUCCUAUCAGUUUUUUCUUCAACUCCAAGGUGCAAUGUAGUGAGAGCAGGAUGAAUGUUUUCUGUCUAUGUUGAGAAUGCAGUCCACAUCAGCCGUUGUUUCACUGGCAGUGACUUUCAAUGGGUUUCACAGUAUAUGGAGUAGUACUGUGCACACAUUAACCAAACGAAAUGGAUGGAAUCAGCUUAUAGUGUAUUAAACAUUUGUUAGGCUGUUAGCAGACCAUUUUGGAUGACAAUGCAUCAGCUCUUUUGCCAAAAAGAGAAGUAUCUUAAUAUUAUCUGCCACAUAACUGUGACUUCCGCAGCUUGCCAGAUUUUUCUUAGCUCUUUUUUUCUUAUUAGUUUUAUGGGUACAUUUAUUGACAAUUAGAUUUUUCUCAUCUUUCAUUUAUUAGGGCCAGGUUUCAUAUAAAAAUCAGUGAUAAGACACAUGAAGGCAUAUACUUUUAUAGUUAUUUUAGAUUUUAAGUUUAAAGUUUCGUAUAAAUAAUGUCUCAGUGCUUCAUGAGCAAAAAUGAACUGUUAGUUAUUAAAAUUUAAUCAUUUAUUUCUUUUCCUUUUGCUAAAUAAAACUAGACCAUUUCAUAGACCAUUUUAUAAUUAUUACUCGGAGUGGUUUCACUGCAAGUGUGUAUUGAUCAUUUAAAUAAUACAUUUUUAAAUAAAGUUUGCAUGGUAAUGGCAUUUUAAUGAGCAGAUAGAGAACACUGUUAUAAUAAAAUUCUAAGUAAUUAUGACUAAUUACAUGGCAGCAAAGUAUGCAUUCACUGCUUGAUAUCCUAGAGGCGAAUUCUGCUUUUUGACUUCUGGGCCCUUUAUAACCUAGCUGAGGAUGUCAAAGCUCAGCUCCUCAGACAUGCACUUACAUUUUACAUUUGGCAGACACGCUUAUCCAGAGCAACUUACAAUUUCAAUCAUGUUCCAGAGGUAGGUGAAUGUUGUGUUAGGAGUCUUGCCCACAGACUCGUAUUGGUUUAGCACAGAGCACUUACCCAGAUGGGGGAUUAAUCUGCAUUCCUCUGUAGAAGAAGUAGAAAUGUUACCCACUACACUACACCAACCACUCACAUCACCCACUUUAUUAGAAACACCUGCCUUGCUGCUGCACUCGCUGACCAGUUUAUUAGGUAGGCAUUUUAUAGGUGACAAAUCACAGACCAUACCUAGCUGUUGCAGUGCACCCCAUUUGUAAGCCUGCUCAGUUUCAACAUUUCAACAUUCAACACUGGUCAGUUUCCAAUGAAUAUUUCUGAGCAGAUUAUCUGGUAGAAGACCAGAAAACAGCGACAUGGACACAGUUGUGGUAGUGUAGCAGGCACAGCAGUGCUGCUGAAGUCAUGUGUUAGUUUCAUUGCUGGGUUGAGAGUGAUUUGCCACCAAAACAUGUCUAUUAUACAGCAGUUCUGUGGUCAUUAAACUGAGCAUUGAUUGAGUUGAAGGAUGGAUACAAAUUGUAGAGUAGCCUCUAACUACAUCUGUAAGAGGUUUCUAAUAAAAUGAGUGGUAUGUACAUAUGUAUGUUUUUGUUUCUAAAGAGAGAUUUUUUGUUUUUUAUAGACUAAUUUUCCUUAAUUUUUAGCUGUCAGAGUUUUUCCUGAAACUCCUCAUACUAGCUAAUUUUCUACCACCAACUUCCGAAACCAAGUAAACUUAAAGGGGUCUAUGGGUCAUCAGUUUAGAGUUAUCUAGGGCCCAAAAGGGAAAAACAUAAUUCUCCUUAAAGGUCUUGCAAAUUACUGGAUACUGGUACUAUUGGAUGUGCUUUGUUUAGUACUGUGGAUUUUGUUUUGUGAAACUAAACAUCAUAGACUGUUUUUGCAAUUGGUUAACAUGUUUCUUCAUUUUAUUCGAUUAAACCUGUAGCUUGCCUUUUACUUUUCACAUUCAUUCUUACUAAAAAAAAACACAUACACAGAAUAAUGCAGUGUGUAAGAGUAUCCUUAUUCGUCUUCAGAAUUGGGCAUCAUUUUUGUGGUUCAUUGUCUUAAGCACUGGUGCCUCUGUCCUCUAUGGUAUAGCACUUGUCGUUUUCUGCUACAGUAUUAAACAAAGUGCUUGUUGUCUCCUUUUUCUAUAAUGGGCCACUAAUAUAUAUUUUAACACCAAAUUACAAUAUUCUUUGUCAAGGUUGUUGUUUGUUUUUAAAUCCAGUGUACUGUGUGGGGAUGGACCAGUGGUCAACAACUACCUGUAUGCUUGUUAAUGUUAGACCAAACCGGAAAUAUAUGUGUAAUUUAUAAAUCUCAACAACAUGGGGUUAUCACAACAAUACGUAAUCUUGUGCCUGGUCAAUGAAAAUGUUAUUGUUUUGUUAUACCUGUAAAAUAUGAAUAUUCAUAAGCAGAUGUUUUAUGGUGGAAUAAGGGUGGAUCAUUUCCUAGUGACCCUGGCAACCCUGUAUGAGGUUUUGGAGUUGUUGUUUUUUUUUUAAUGAUUUGUUUUUGUUAAAAUAUUUUGUGUAGUGCAUAAAGGAUUCUGUAAAAGUGCUAUAGACUAGAGCAGAAUAAAUGGUAAUCAAUACAUGUUUUGAUAUACAUGUUAAUAAAAAUCAAUAUGACCCAUUGACAUUUUGUGGUAAUUGGUCAGAAACAAAGUCUGACCUUUUCUGGAGGUCUGGUAAACCUUGGGUGGUCUUCUGCUAAUCAGUGUCUGUAAUACUGUGCAGUCAUAAAUGUUUGAAUAUUUUAUUUGUAAUAAAAACCUUUUUUGUCA
This is a messenger RNA of Electrophorus electricus (electric eel), 4511 nucleotides long. It is a transcript of the gene gnai3, whose product is annotated as guanine nucleotide binding protein (G protein), alpha inhibiting activity polypeptide 3. Gene Ontology annotation, molecular function: GTPase activity; G protein-coupled receptor binding; G-protein beta/gamma-subunit complex binding. Gene Ontology annotation, cellular component: heterotrimeric G-protein complex; cytoplasm. The record is from RefSeq and is a predicted model, not a curated record. NCBI's taxonomy places the organism in Eukaryota, Metazoa, Chordata, Actinopteri, Gymnotiformes, Gymnotidae. Gene Ontology annotation, biological process: G protein-coupled dopamine receptor signaling pathway; adenylate cyclase-modulating G protein-coupled receptor signaling pathway.